AUGGCAGACCUCCACCACAUCUAUGGAGCCUGCGCGUGCGAACGGAACAAAUACAACAUUGCAAUUCCGGGCGACGCGACAUCCCUCGUUCAAGUGUUCUGGGACAACACUGCCUACAGUCGUAGAGUCCAAGCAGCACCAACCACAGCUUGGCUGAGAGUCCCGCUGGACUGGUUCUUCAGCCAGACCGAGAGCUACUACGAAGACGAGUCGCACAGCUCCAUCAAGCGCACCUUCCACACCCCAUCUAAUGACCCGAACAUCCCUCCAACACGCCGCCAAUUCUGCGGUUACUGCGGCAGCCACCUGACCCAAUGGAACGAAGCCGUACACCACGACUACACAUCAACGAAUCCGGACGGCUACCUGGACGUGACGCUGGGCUCUCUCUUCAGCGAAAGUCUGGAACGAUUGGAGAAGUUGAAGAUACUGCCUGAUGCGGACACAGACGAAGAGUCCGUUGUCAGCGGAGAGAGCACCAGAGCAGGAGGAAGCAUCAACAGAGAAGACCACAUCACGACCAACGAGGCUUCUGCCGGUGGUGUAGGCGCACCGCGACGAAUCGUACGAUCGCCGGUCCCUCACCAGACGGUUCUACGCGCGGUCAACCAACCCCCGCACAACGUGCAGAACCGCGGCAUGCCAUACUUUGAAGAUAUGAUACAGAACAGUCGGCUUGGUAAGAUCAGGCAUCGGACGGGUGGUUACACUUCAAGAGAUGGCACGAAGACCAUCCGGUGGGAGGUGACAGAAAUUGGCGGCCGUGAAGAUGAGCCUAUGACAGACGUGCCAGAGGGUCAGCUUAACAAGCGGCCGAAGCUGGACCUCUGA
Fulvia fulva is the source of this 831-nucleotide messenger RNA. RefSeq lists its product as uncharacterized. The coding region runs from base 1 to 831 and encodes 276 amino acids. The record is from RefSeq and is a predicted model, not a curated record. Lineage: Eukaryota; Fungi; Ascomycota; Dothideomycetes; Mycosphaerellales; Mycosphaerellaceae. The transcript is spliced from 2 exons.